UGUAACGCUGAUAAAGUGAAUUUCGUGUUAUACGCAUUUGAACAUUCUAAGUGAUAUUUUAUUUUCUGAGAACGUGUAAUGUUUUUCUACCAUAUAUUAAGCGAUUAGAUUCUAUUCCCAUCAGUAGAGUUAACCCGGUGUUUGAAGAUGAAUUGCCGGUGGAAUUGGAUAUGUUUUAUAUGUUCGACCAUACUUGUGUCGUUCACUCAAUCUGCAUUGCCAGUGCCUCAAUCAGUUGGCCCCCAAGCUAUAUUCGAAUGGACCCAAGUGGAAUAUAAAUAUCCGAAUCAGGAGGAGAGACAAAAGGAUAUAGAUUGUGAAAAUUUCAUACCUGGUGUGCCUGUUAUCAUUGACGUUGAUGUAGCUUUCAACGGCGAUGAAAAAAGACGACAAUAUUUCGUAACAACGCCAAGGUUUCAAGCUGGGAUACCAGCGACUCUCGGCAAAGUUACAAAUGAGAAGAUUGGCAGCAAUAAUGUGAUUGAGCCCUAUCCCAAUUGGAGUUGGCAUAGAGAUCCCACAAAAUGUCUUCGUGAUAGAUUGAUUUCUGUGUUUAGAGUAGAGAUUGAUACUUGUGGAAGGUUGUGGGUACUCGACAAUGGAAGCUAUCAGGAUGACCUAAUCUGUUCCCCACAGAUCAUAGCUUUUGAUCUGAAAACCAAUCAAGUUGUCUACAGAUAUGAAAUACCUGCUAACCUGCUUCAGUCGAAUUCUCUAUUGGUUACCCCAGUAGUGGAUGUUACAGAUGGUUGUCUAAAUCCCUUCGUAUACGCAGCUGAUUGCCAAGCUAAUAGCCUGAUCGUUUACGAUCAAGUGAGAAACAGUUCUUGGAGGAUUCAAGAUAAAACUAUGUAUCCUGACCCCAAUUGGGGUACUUACACCAUUCUAGGAGAAAGUUUCGAUCUGAUGGAUGGCAUAUUGGGAAUGGCAAUGAACGGCGGACAAGAACCUAAAAAGCUGUUCUACCACGCAAUGUCCAGUAAUACUGAGCAUGCAGUGAAAAUUUCUGAACUUAGGAAUGAAUCACAAUUCAAAGAUAAUCCCAAUUCUUCGCCAGAUGUUUUUCACACCUACAGAGGACGACGAAGAUCGCAAAGUCCAGCGGAGGCUAUCGAUAAAUAUGGAAUUUUAUACUUCGGAGAUGUGAAUGAAGUUACACUAAACUGUUGGGAUACUGCAACUGAAUAUGGUCCCAGACAUAUUCGAACUUUAUCGAAUAACCACACAAUACUUCAAUUCACCAGCGGAAUGAAGGUGAGAGAUAGUUUUCGACAUAACCAGGACUUAUUUGUUGUAACUUCACGGUUCCAAAAGGUCUCACUGGGUACACUAAAUCCUAAAGAGGUGAACUUCAGAGUACUCAAGUUGCAGCUGAAUCAUUUCACGAAGCGGAAGUGUAGUUGAGUUCAAAUAUAUAAACACUGAAGCAAUAAUAAAGAUACGAUAACC
Molecule: messenger RNA, 1449 nt
Organism: Harmonia axyridis
Lineage: Eukaryota; Metazoa; Arthropoda; Insecta; Coleoptera; Coccinellidae
Product: major royal jelly protein 2-like
Exons: 8
Coding region: 148-1404 (418 amino acids)
Cellular component (GO): extracellular region
Source: RefSeq, a predicted model, not a curated record